Messenger RNA from Mesorhabditis spiculigera, 234 nucleotides. NCBI's taxonomy places the organism in Eukaryota, Metazoa, Nematoda, Chromadorea, Rhabditida, Rhabditidae. The record is from the annotation of a GenBank genome assembly.
AUGGUCUCGUUGGGUGGAACUGCCUGCUUCGAAGUCAGCCAGCUGCUUUGUCCUGCGCCUAUUGUCCAGUCCGGGUUCCGGGGCUUCAUCCGCCCAUUCCUCGAUCCGGUUACAUCUCUCCAGAAGGGAACACAUAUGAGAACGUACAUUCUGGGUGUCCGUGGCGUAAUCGUGGCCACUAUCAUCCAACGUCGUGUUUUCCAAGAAGACGGGCUUGACGAGGAGAACUAUCAA